Symbiodinium pilosum is the source of this 1590-nucleotide messenger RNA. The record is from the annotation of a GenBank genome assembly. NCBI's taxonomy places the organism in Eukaryota, Dinophyceae, Suessiales, Symbiodiniaceae.
AUGGGUGACGAUUCUGACGAAGCUGGCCAAAGUGCCAAGCGCUACCGUCGCAACGAUGCCAAGGACCUUUGGGGAAACAUCAGUGCGCUGCUUGAAGGCACCUCCGUGGUCAAACUCUUCUGCCGGGAGCUGAAACCGAACUACUCCAUGCCUUGGACGACAAAGAGGCAGCAAUCCUCCACUUCCACAGCCUUUGUGCUAUGCCUGAAAGAGCGGCUGCUGCUCACGAAUCGGCACUGCGUUGCGCAUGCCAGCUGUAUUGAGGUGCGAAAGCGAGGAGACGACCAGAAAUAUGAGGCCGAGGUCCUUGCCCGCGCCACGGACUGCGACCUGGCGCUUCUCACAGUCCGAGAUGAGACGUUCUGGCAAGGCGCCACGGCACAGAAAUUCUGCCACGAUGUUCCCGCACUGUUCUCUGAAGUGGUCUGCGUCGGGUAUCCCACUGGCGGGGACAAUCUGUCUGUGACAAAGGGGGUGGUAAGUCGGGUGGACUACGAGGACAAUCCAGAUCCAUGGAGAAACCGCUUGGUGAUUCAGAUCGAUGCUGCCGUGAAUCCUGGCAACUCUGGCGGGCCAGCCUUGGUUGCAGGAGGCUCCUGCGUGGGCGUCGCUUACGAGUCCCUGAAGGAUGGCUCCACGGAGAACAUCGGCUUCAUCAUACCAGUCAGUGUCGUGGAGAAAUUCCUUACAGCCUGGCGGAGACUAAAGGCCGCUGCAAGCACAAAAAACCAGUCUGAGGAUCCAACGCCCAUCAGAGUGACGGCUUUCGGACACGGGCGUUUCUCUGCACAGAAACUUGAAAACGCUGGCAUGAGGCGUGCUGUGGGCCUGAGCAACGGACAAAGUGGUGUUAUCGUGAAGUCUGUCGAUCCCACAACAUCUAAUGCCAAGGUUCUGCAGAAAGGUGAUGUGCUUCUGUCACUUAUCGGUGUGUCAGUCGGCAACGAUGGCUGUGUUCCAUUCAUUUGUGGCACUUCACGCCACGACCGAGUUCCGUUUCCGUAUGUUGCUAUAGAGAAGUUUGUUGGCGAAGAGCUGGAAGCUGAGAUAAUGCGUCAGGGCAAGAGGCUAUCCAUCACCUUGCAGCUAUGUCCGCAGGAGCCACUCGUGUCCGUAGAGAAAGAAGCUCCAUGGCUGCUUGACUACUGCAUUAUCGGUGGCCUCGUCUUUGUGGUGCUGUCCCAGCAAUACCUACGUGCCACCUUUGGGGAUAAGUGGCGCAAAGAGCGUUGCAAUGGACUUUCAGAGAUCAUGGACUCUCGGGAACGUGAGUUCCCAGAUGAGCAGGUGGUCGUCCUGUCCUACGUGCUGGCACACACGGUCAACUUGGGCUUUCAGGAUGUUAGAAAUGCUCGCCUCAAAGCCUUUGUGGUGGAUGGAGUCCCUGUGCGGAUCCGCAACAUUGCCCACCUAUCAGAGCUUGUUCAGGCUUCCAAAGAGGAGUUCCUGCGAUUUGAGCUGUACGGCCGAGGUUCGGGCUUCCUACCUGACAUCAUCGUGCUGGAGCGAGCUGCGGUUGAAGCUUGCGAGGAGGACAUCCUCCGACGCAACAAGAUUCCGGCAUCCAAGAAGAUUUCCCAUGAGACAUGA